Molecule: messenger RNA, 1729 nt
Organism: Ipomoea nil (Japanese morning glory)
Lineage: Eukaryota; Viridiplantae; Streptophyta; Magnoliopsida; Solanales; Convolvulaceae
Product: pollen-specific protein SF21-like
Exons: 11
Coding region: 300-1364 (354 amino acids)
Source: RefSeq, a predicted model, not a curated record
AGAAAAAUUAGGGGGGAUAGAGAGAGAAACGGGGAGGAGAGAAGAAAGAGAAGAGAGAAAGAAUCGCUUCGUAUAUAAGCCAAUCCAUAGAAGCUCUGCUUGCCCAGGGCGUCUUCUUGAUAUUCAACCAAUAAAUACAUACAUUAUAUAUAUAUAGAUAUAUAGGUGUAUGUAUAGAUAGAGAGCUGUGAUUUAGAGAGAGAGAGAGAGAGGUAUAGAGAGAGGAAGAGAGGAAAAGAGAGUUUCCUUGGCCUUUCGGCUUUAUUUUCAUUUUUUCCAGACAUAGAGAGCCGACGGCCAUGCCAGAUUCAAGCAGCGAUUCCGUUUCUAUUGACGUCGAGACCAUCUAUCUUGGCGGAAAGGAGCAUAUCGUACACACUGGCUGUGGUUCCGUGUCUGUUAUAGUUUAUGGAGACCAUGAAAAGCCGGCACUAAUCACUUAUCCUGAUUUAGCUCUAAAUCAUAUGUCCUGUUUUCAGGGACUUUUCUUUUGUCCAGAAGCCGCAUCUUUGCUGCUACAUAACUUCUGCAUUUACCAUAUCAGCCCUCCCGGUCACGAGUUGGGAGCUGCUUCAAUUUGUCCCGACGAACCUGUGCCUUCUGUGGAUGAUUUAGCCGAUCAAAUACUUGAAGUUCUUAACUAUUUCGGGCUUGGUGCAGUAAUGUGCAUGGGGGUAAUGGCCGGUGCUUAUGUCCUCACCUUAUUUGCUUUAAAAUUUAGGGAGCGAGUUGUUGGGUUGAUUCUUGUUUCCCCACUAUGCAAGGGGCCAUCUUGGACCGAGUGGUUCUAUAAUAAGGUGAUGUCUAAUUUGCUAUAUUACUACGGAACGUGUGGCCUGCUUAAGGAGUGUUUACUACACCGAUACUUCAGCAAGGAAGUACGUGGCAGUGCAGAGGUUCCGGAAUCCGACAUCGUUCAGGCUUGCAGAAGAUUGCUUGAUGAGAGGCAGAGCAUCAACGUAUUGCGGUUUCUUGAAGCCAUCGAUAGGAGACCCGACAUCACUGAAGGAUUGAAGACACUACAAUGUCGAACCCUCAUAUUUGUCGGGGAUAGUUCUCCUUUCCAUUCAGAGGCUCUCCACAUGACCGCUAAACUCGAUAGAAGAUACAGUGCCCUAGUCGAGGUACAAGCUUGCGGAUCAAUGGUGACAGAGGAGCAACCACACGCAAUGUUGAUCCCGUUAGAGUAUUUCCUAAUGGGGUUUGGACUAUACCGGCCAAGCCAGUUCACGGGGAGCCCAAGGAGCCCUCUAAGCCCAUCUUGCAUCGCGCCCGAGCUUCUCUCCCCCGAAAGCAUGGGACUGAAACUAAAACCAAUAAAGACCCGGCUCACGCCCCAUCAACUCCCGAGCACAAGACGCUGAUAUAUGGUUUCCAGAACUCGGUGUAAAUCCAACCAGUCAAACCAUAUAGAUUUUUUCUUCUUUUGUUGAUUAUUUUUUUAAAAAAUUAUGGAGAUUCGGGGCGCGCUCACAUCUGGGUGACAGGGUAGAUAUGGUUGUGUAGAUAUAGAAAAUCAGCAAAUUCUUUGAUGGACAUAUAUAGGGAGGGAGGAAGAUUUGGAUUCAUUUAUUGUAGUUGAGGGCCAUAUAAAAAAAAACACCAUUUUGUUGAAGUGUACUGUAAAUUUUUCAAGGGGACUUUUGGAACAAAUUUGAUGGAGAACAGUGAAUAAUCCAGCUGUUGGAGCUGGUGAUUGAUGAUGAUGAAUAUAUUUAUUUGUGGACAA